Molossus molossus (Pallas's mastiff bat) is the source of this 1470-nucleotide messenger RNA. RefSeq names its product bile acid receptor-like. Gene Ontology annotation, molecular function: RNA polymerase II cis-regulatory region sequence-specific DNA binding; nuclear receptor activity; zinc ion binding. NCBI's taxonomy places the organism in Eukaryota, Metazoa, Chordata, Mammalia, Chiroptera, Molossidae. Gene Ontology annotation, biological process: negative regulation of inflammatory response; bile acid signaling pathway; positive regulation of transcription by RNA polymerase II. The record is from RefSeq and is a predicted model, not a curated record.
AUGGCGGCAGUGGAGGCAGAAAGGGAGUUGCGUGCACUCUCCCUAAUAGCAAAUACUUAUGUCACUGCAUCUGAAGGGUACUGUCUUGCUGAACCGGUACAAUACUAUGAUAUUUUGCCAGAACAAAUCAAUUAUCAGCUACAUGACACUGAUUUUCAAGAAUCUUAUUGCCAGUAUUCUACUGUUCAGUUUCCUCCAGCUCUACAGUCCUCAUCUUUACCAAGUCAUUUCAACACUUAUAGCUUGGAUCCACGGUUUAGUGGUGGAGAGUGUCGACUUAGUUCCUGUGAAGUGAAUAAAUCCACUUACGUGGUUGUCCACGAUGCCGAAGAAUACCCUGGAAUACAAAGGUCCAGACUAACUUAUUCUUUCAUGGGAGCUAAGGGACACAAAGAACUCUGUGUAGUUUGUGGUGAUACAUCAGGAUAUCAUAAUGCACUUACUUGUGAAGGUUGCAAAGUUUUUUUCCGACAUAGCAUUACAAAAAAUGCAGUAUAUAGUGGUCACUGUGAAAUGGACAUGUACAUGCGUAGAAAAUGUCAAGGGUGCAGACUGAAAAAGUGUAAGGCAGUAGGAAUGUUGGCAGAAUUUUUGCUCAUAGAAAUUCAAUGCAAAUCAAAUAAACUUCUAAAGAACUUUAAGCAGAAAAACAGUUUUCAUUCUGACAUCAAAGAGGAAGAAGUAGACAACAAGCUUGUAUCAUCCACCACUAGAUCUGGAAAAGUGGUCCAGGAGAGCAUGGAACUAACUCAAGAGGAACAUCAGCUCGUUAAAAACAUUGUGGCUGCUCAUCAAAAAUAUAUAAUUCCUUUAGAGGAAACACAGAAAUUUUUAUUUCUUUUUGUUGGUUAUCUGCAGGAAUAUGCAAAUCCUGAACUGAGUGUUUUGCUACUCUCAGAGACAGUAGUCCCACACAUACAGGGGUUAAUGGAUUUUACCAAGGGACUCCCAGGAUUUAAAAAUUUGAUCAAUGAAGAUCAGACUGCAUUACAGAAGGGAUCAAAAACUGAAGUGAUGUUCCUUCAUGUAACCCAACUUUACAAAGAAUAUCUUUCAUCAGCUCCUGAAAGUACAAUGAGAUUAUCAAAUCAUUCAGAUCAUUCACUGAAUUGUCACAAUCAUAGUGGUGAUGGAAGAUUUGUUUAUUUUAUGGAAACAUCUGGCAACAAAGACUGUCCUUCCACUACACUGACUGGUAUGGUUGAAGAAUUUAUUGGCACACUCGUUUACUUCUACAGAACGAGUGAGCUUAAUAUUACUAAUACUGAAUAUACUCUGCUUACAGCAACAACUGUGUUUUUUUUCAGGUAUCAUCCAGAAGACCUACAGCAUUUUGCUCAGCUCUUAGGGAGGCUCACCAAACUGAGGUCUCUCAAUCACAGCCAUUCAGAAAUACUUAGCACUUGGAAAACAAAUGACCCCAAUUUGUCUAGUUACUCUGAGAAAUGGAAUCUGUAUUCACAUUGCUGA